GCGGAGCGAACACCCACUCGAGUCCGAGCGCGGGGAGGCAGCAGCUGAGACAGCGCCAGGUCGGAGCCGCUGCAUCCUGCCCAGUCGGUCUCUGCCAGUCCACUUCGGGGCUCCAGAGGAUGGAGGAUUCCCGGGAGACCUCGCCGUCCUCCAACAACUCCUCCGAAGAGCUCAGCUCUGCCCUGCAGCUGUCCAAGGGCAUGUCCAUCUUCCUCGACAUACUGAGGAGAGCAGACAAAAAUGAUGACGGAAAACUUUCCUUUGAGGAAUUUAAAGCAUAUUUUGCAGAUGGAGUUCUCAGUGGAGAAGAACUACAUGAUCUCUUCCACACCAUCGACACACACAACACCAACAAUCUUGACACAGAAGAACUGUGUGAAUAUUUUUCUCAGCACCUGGGAGAAUACGAGAAUGUACUGGCCGCACUUGAAGACCUGAAUCUCUCCAUCCUGAAGGCAAUGGGCAAAACCAAGAAAGACUACCAGGAAGCCUCCAACUUGGAACAAUUUGUCACUCGGUUUUUGCUGAAGGAGACCUUAAACCAGCUGCAGUCUCUCCAGAACUCUCUGGAAUGUGCCAUGGAAACGACCGAGGAGCAAACCCGUCAAGAAAGGCAAGGCCCCGCCAAACCAGAGGUUCUGUCUAUCCAGUGGCCUGGAAAGCGAUCUAGCCGCCGAGUCCAGAGGCACAACAGCUUCUCCCCAAACAGCCCACAGUUCAACGUCAGCAGUCCAGCACUGCUAGAAGAAGACAACCAGUGGAUAACGCAGAUAAACAGGCUCCAGAAAUUAAUUGAUAGACUGGAAAAGAAGGAUCUGAAACUUGAACCCCUGGAAGAAGAAGUUAUUGAAGAGAGUACUAAACCGCACAUCAUGCUCGUGCAGCGCCAGAUGUCCGUGACAGAAGACGAUCUGGAAGAGUUCCAGCUUGCUCUGAAACACUACGUGGAGAGCGCCUCGGCCCAAAGCGGGUGCCUGCGUAUUUCUAUACAGAAGCUUGCAAAUGAAUCUCGCUACAUGAUUUAUGAGUUCUGGGAGAACAGCAGCGUGUGGAACCGCCACCUCCAGACAAAUUACAGCAAGACCUUCCAAAGAAGCAACGUGGACUUCCUGGAAACUCCGGAACUCACGUCUACGAUGCUUGUUCCCGCUUCAUGGUGGAUCCUGAACAACAAUUAGAUGUCUCUACACAUUACGGUCCCAAGUACAAGUGUUCUAAUCUAAAAUGCAAACUGGAAAGUUCUCUGUGGCUAACAGUUGGCUCACUUUUGUUCAAUGUGUUUACUGUAAGUACGCUAUUCUAAAGUGUAUUCUGGAACUAUUUUCAAAGUUUAUUGUUAUUCUUGAUAAUUGAUGCUAAUUGAUUUGCUACAUUGUCGGUAAUUAUAGCAAAAUCCUAAUAGAUAAAAAUGGUAUAGAGAUAAAGCCAUGAAACUGUGAGAGCUAUGGUAAAAUCUAGCUGAGACCUUCUUGAGCAUCAUAACAUGACAGGUUUGUACACUGUCACAUGCUCUAAAUGAUUACAUCCGUGGUUCAUGACUUUUUCAGUAACACAUUGUUCUAUGAGAGAGACAUUCCUCAGUAAGGUUCACAUGUCCAUCACAUGGUCCUCCAAAUAUUCCCUUUAAUAUUAACAUAAAUGCAGAAAACAAACUUGGCUGUAGCCUGUAGAAGCUCUGCCCAUGUGUCAUGUUGUAAUCUGGUGUUUUGCAAGUGAACAUUCCGUAGUAACUUAUGGCAUUUACUUAUGUGACACCUUUGUUUGUUAGUAUCAUGAUUCUUAUAUAUAAGCUAAACAUUACUGAUCAAACUUUGGGGAAAUUAAAGUUUAUGGCAGAAGGCUUUGGUAUAUAAUCAAAAUAGCUGAUUAGCUGAUUAUUAUGAAAAGUGAACACUUGCAUUUAGAAGAUUUUAAAAAUCCAUACUUCAAAUCAAAUUUCAAAUCAAAUUUCAACUCAACAGAGUAAAGAAAUUUAAAACAAGCACAAAACUUUAGUACUAAAUACACCUAUUUUAUAGACUUUCCUGGGUGUGUGAGAGAGAAUGUGAAAAUGCAUACAUACAGACUGGAUCCUAUGACAAAAAGGAAACGCGUAGGUGACACACAACAAUGAUGCCAUAGCAUAAACAUCUCAUUCUUAAAAAGCAAUACAUUUAUGCUUAAUGAACGAGUUUGGGGUUUUGUUUCUGUCUUUCUAGUUUAAAAAAAAAAUCCUUUCUCUGAGGUGAAAAGCAAUGAAAACAAAAGUACUUUGUCCCCAGACCAAGCUGGGAAAUUUACAGUGGCAGAAGCCAGUUUAGCCCUUCAUGCUCAGGAGAAACAAGGCUGCACUCCUCCUGGAGCAGGCUCGUGCACACCUUUCCGACACAUCACAUGCACUUCAGUGCACUAAAUUCCUAGGAAUCAAAAGUUUAAUCCUCAGUUCUUUAUCCAUAUAUAUUCGUAUUAUGAAAAAUUACAAGCCGGGCGAUGGUGGCGCACGCCUUUAAUCCCAGCACUCGGGAGGCAGAGGCAGAUGGAUCUCUGUGAGUUCGAGACCAGCCUGGUCUACAGAGCUAGUUCCAGGACAGGCUCCAAAGCCACAGAGAAACCCUGUCUCGAAAAACCAAAAAAAUAAAAAAAAAAAAAGAAAAAUUACAGAGCGGAAACGUAACGUACCUCAGUUUAUCUGCUAAUGCCUGAAUUUAUACUCCUCCUUUGGAAACAAUCUCAAUUUUACUUUCGGACUGUGACUCUGGGUCAUACAGUCUGAUGAGCGACAUUAAGUAUCAGCUACUUUUCCACUUCGGUUUUACUACCCCUGUUUUCAAAAUGUUUCUCUACUCGUAGUUAUGGGUCUAAGACCAUGUUAUUAUUAACAACCUAGGUACAAUCAAUCACAUGUUUGAGAUGUCUAUCAAUGCUUUGAACACCUGAAUCAUUGCAGGAGACGACACAGUGACCCGUUCAAGUGCUGGUGGGAGAUCUUUGGGAGAGAGAGUAAGUGACACUGACUUUAAGGGCAACAAAAUUAUACACCAUGAAUAUAUGUAGCAAAUAGUUUAUAUCUGAGAAUCUUUACAGCUUACAUUUCCAUUCCAUUAUUACAAGCGGUGAAAAACAAGAGCUUGCAAGUAGCAUGCAAAUUAGUCGUUUCCCACCUCACCCAUGGCAUCCCCACUUUCCAGUGCCACCUCCCAAUUUCUGCAGGAACUGCCUGCAAAGCUGAAAUUGAUUAGAAAAUUUUUUUAUAGUUUACAAUAUCUCUUCCUCAUUUUAUGAGAAGCCAAAUAGCCAACCAUCAAAAGUAAAAAUAAAUUGAAUCGUCACAGUCCAUCAGUUAUUGUUACUAGGUUCACUUCAUUUGCAGGUGUCCAAAAUAUAAUAUGAAUAAUUCUUUAUCUUCAAAUUCAUCUGUUCUUAAAAUGCUACUUAAAACUUUGGUUGUUUUCCUGGAAUAUAGAAAAAGGAUAAUUUAUCAAUUAGACUAACAAAAUAGUUUUCACAAAUUAGCUUAUCAACCAAAUACUAUGAAUCUACUUAAAUGUAAAUGCAUGUUACUAUAGAAACUAUUAAAGUAACAAACUAUCAAAUACAUUUGUUUCACUAAACCUAUAUAAUCCAUUUUUAAAUAUAGUAAAUUGUAUUCUAAAUCUGUUAUGUUUCUGUGGUACCUAGUUUUAUAAAUGUUGCUAAUGCAUAAAGCAAACGUAUACAAUUUUCAUGUAUAUUUAUCCAAAAUAAGUUUGUCAGGCUUUUAUUAACAAAAUAAAGUGUUAAUGAAUCAUUUAAGCCUGGAAAUAAAAA
Molecule: messenger RNA, 3786 nt
Organism: Microtus ochrogaster (prairie vole)
Lineage: Eukaryota; Metazoa; Chordata; Mammalia; Rodentia; Cricetidae
Gene: Necab1
Product: N-terminal EF-hand calcium binding protein 1
Biological process (GO): regulation of amyloid precursor protein biosynthetic process
Cellular component (GO): cytoplasm
Molecular function (GO): calcium ion binding
Source: RefSeq, a predicted model, not a curated record